Molecule: messenger RNA, 1221 nt
Organism: Arctia plantaginis
Lineage: Eukaryota; Metazoa; Arthropoda; Insecta; Lepidoptera; Erebidae
Source: the annotation of a GenBank genome assembly
AUGAAAAAUAUUAAAGUAUUUUCUUUCUUUCAGAAUGUCGGAUGCAACCGGGAACCUGAAGACAGUUGGUGCCCUUAUCACCAACAAAGCCUAUUUCAAAUCAGACAGGUCGGAAAACCAGGAGAUUUGAUCACACCAAUUUACUCCGAAAGAUCGGUAUUGGUUGAAGGCACAUCUACGAUCAAACUGACGUACCAAUCCAAAACACGAUUAGAGAUAAAAACAGAAAUCUUGAAUUCAACGCAAAGCCGUCAUUUCCGCGUUCAAGAAGACGACUCAAUGAUCAAAUGUACAGAUAAGAGUUGUACCACAUCGAUCGAGGCAUCACCUAAGUAUAAAUUCUGUUCUGAAUCUGGAACUAAUCAAGAGUUUGUGUAUGUUAAAGUCACUAUCGGAAACUUAAGUCAACCAGCUUUGAUCAAGUACCACGUCGCUUGUGCGUGCGAAUGCAGCACAGAUGUUGGCCCGCCAAAUUUUUGCAGUGGACACGGCAACUAUUCAUGUGGCGCUUGCAAGUGUGAAGAUGGAUGGAAGGGCGAAAGAUGCAACCAAGAAGACUGUCCAGAGCGAGGCGAUACCAUUCCGUCGUGUAAGAGCUCUAUUGACGAUCUGGACUGUUCAGGCAAUGGCUACUGCGAUCAUUGCAACAUGUGCCACUGCAAUAUGACCCUAGAAGGAUCCCAGUACUUCGAACAAGACUUAUGCAGCGAUCUUUGCAUGACCGUCAACGAGUGCUCCGACUGCACCGACUGCAUUUACAACAGCACGAUAUCUCAAUGUGACAUUGCCGCCUUCCCUAGCUAUACGAAUGUGAACGUUCUAAGUAAGAACGAAUCGUUAUUGAAUGAAACAGAUUCCAAUAAUAGAAAGAUGUGGGUGAAGUGCAGUAUGGUGGUGAAAGACUGUAGCAUCAAUUAUAGGGCUAAGAGGGAGGAAGAUGGCGAGGUGUAUGUAAUGGUGAUGGAGUCGUGUAACGAUAACAAUACUGGAGCCUACACUGCGGCACCUACAGUGUCAAUAGUCCUGGGUGUGCUAGCGGCUGUGGCGGCUCUGGUUGCAGUGGCCGGAGUUAUGAUCUAUAAGCACAUGAAUGCGCUGCCUCCCGUCCCUCUGAAUGGCGUCGGCUACACGGAUAUCGACGCUGUAGACUGCGUGGGACAGAAUCCUCUGUAUAAACCUCCGACGUCCAACUUCAACAAUCCUACAUAUGGCAAGUGGUAA